UGAAGUACAGUAUGGAGAUAUAUUAGUAAUCAAUGUAACCACUAAUAGUAAUCCAAUGUAUUAUCAACAAUACAAUGGGCCAUUGAAUUAUGAGCUUGAUAGCAAUAAUGGAUUAAUACCAUUGGAACAUAAUGACUAUCCACUGAUAUCAGUUGUAGUAGAGCCAAUAACUGAUUUCCUGUCUUCUACUCUUUCUUCCACUGCUAUUACAAAUACAAUAAUAAGCUUUGCCACAUUAAGAAGCUUUACAGCUGCCGUAUCAACAGAAUCAACAGAAGUUACUUUUAGUGCAUUAACAAGCUCAAUGAUGAGUACACCAGUUAGUACAUUACAAAGUACAGGCAAUAAUACACUAAUAAUAGCAGGAAGUAUUAGUACAGCAGUAUUUAUAUUACUGGUAGUUACUAUACUAGUAAUAUUAAUAGUGAGUGUAUUAGUGUGUAGGAGAAGAUGGAAUAAAACAUCAAAUGGAAAUGAUACUUUCAAUUUUGUUGAAAGGAAAGCUGAUAAAGAUCAACAAUCAGAUGGACAAAGAAUGAAUAUUACACUAACAUCAUCAACUAAUCCUGCAUAUGGAGUUUCUGGUGAAACUUCUGGUGUAUCUACUAAUCCUGCCUAUGGUAUUAACAUUGGAGGAAUAGAAAGUAUUGAUGAAGAAUCAUUAGUAUAUGAUCAACCAAGAACAAUGAUGUAUAAUAAACAAGAGGUAUAAGUUAAUACACUAUUGUGAUAUUUAUUUAUUGCAUAAAACCAUUAGCUUUAGGUCAUAUUAAAUUAUUUAUUAAUAUCUAUAAGUUGCAUCACAAUUAAUAGGAGGAUUUUAAAUUAGUUAGUAUGGGUAUAGUCAGUCAUUCGGAAUCCUACUUGCCACCAUUGUUUGCAUUACAUUUGAUUUAAGCACAGAGUGAAACUUUAAUCUUUUUUAAAGUUUUGUAUCAUAAUUUAAUUUUGUGUUAUUAUUUAUAAC
This is a messenger RNA of Amphimedon queenslandica, 967 nucleotides long. RefSeq lists its product as uncharacterized. The coding region runs from base 56 to 712 and encodes 218 amino acids. Lineage: Eukaryota; Metazoa; Porifera; Demospongiae; Haplosclerida; Niphatidae. The record is from RefSeq and is a predicted model, not a curated record. The transcript has 7 exons.